CACCCUGAACCCACACCUCGAGUACAAUUUUCAGCCUCCUUCCGUGGCCAUCUGUUCAUGUGAACAGCAGCCAUGACAUCGCGAAAGACGCAACAAGAGAUCGACAAGACCUUCAAGAAGGUCGCCGAAGGUAUUCAGUCGUUCGAGGGCAUCUACGAGAAGAUCCGCUCCACGUCAAAUCCGACCCAAAGGGAUAAGCUCGAGGAGAACUUGAAACGGGAGAUCAAGAAGCUCCAACGGUAUCGCGACCAGAUCAAAUCAUGGGCGUCAGGCAAUGAGGUCAAAGACAAGGGACCGCUGCUGGAGCAGCGCCGAGCCAUCGAAACUUGUAUGGAGCAGUUCAAAGCUGUAGAAAAGGAAAUGAAGACAAAAGCAUACUCGAAAGAGGGCCUUUCGGCCGCAUCCAGACUCGAUCCGAGAGAAAAGGAAAAGGUGGAGACAAGUGACUUCUUAUCGAGUAUGGUCGACGAGUUACAACAAAAGAUCGAGGCCAUGGAGGCCGAGGAAGAGACACUGCAUAUGCAGAUGAAGAAGGGUAGGAAGGAUGUCGCCAGGGCCAACCGAUUAGCGGAUCUUACGCGGAUAACGGAACGACAUAAGUGGCAUGUCAAUAAGCUGGAACUCUUGCUACGAUCGCUGCAGAACGGGAAUGUGGAGGUAAACCAAGUGUUGGACUUGAAAGAAAGCAUAAAGUACUAUGUAGAGGACGGGCAUAAUGUGGACUACUCUGGCGAGGAUGAGACCCUUUAUGAUGACCUGAAUCUAGAUGGUGAGACUGAGGCACAGUUCGGCAUGACGGGUGACAACGACCGGGUAUCAUCGCAAGAUGCACAAUCUGUCCAGGAUGAAGAGCUGGACUUGAAGCCGAAACCCGUCAAGAGUGAACCCAUAGCGCCUCGAAGACCCUCAGCGCAGAUGAAAUCGCCGCUCCCAGUGCUUGCGACGCUACAUCCGUCGACGUCUACCAGUGCUACAUCUGGGAUGAAGCCCGCACCACCGCCCACCCGUCUACCUGGGGAGACCCUCAAAUAUGCCUCCGCGGCGGCGCGGCGGCAGCCAGCGAUAAGAACGGGGCCGGCCGCGACGGCCAGUAUCACUUCGGAGGAGCGGUCCAAGACGCCCGCGCACAGCCCCAAUGUCACCGCUGCGAGUGCGUCGAACACGGUGCAGUCGACGCCUGCGACCAAGAAGGCGGAGACGUCAGCCACCAAGGAACCACAGCCAACGGUGAACGGUGAGGCGAGCAAGGAAGAGUCGCGCGAGGAGGAAUCGAUAUACCACCUGCCUCCGGGACUGCAAGAUCUGAUCCAUUCCUUCGAGGUGACCAAGAGCCGAGCGGCCGCACAAAGUUCCACAAACCCCCCUCCUUCAGUGCAACGGCUCCUUACGGCAUCACUCAAUACCUGUCCCGAGCCGGCGGAUGCUGAAAAGCCACGUCACUAUAAACCUCAGAACCCGUACAAUACCCCUCUUUAUUACCCUCAAGAGCCGCUUGCCAUCUUCGACGACCCCCGGUUAUACGACACGGGACGGAUCGAUACGGAUACACUGUUCUACCUGUUUUAUUACCGACAAGGCACAUAUCAACAAUUCUUGGCGGCCAAAGCGCUCAAGAACCAAAGUUGGCGAUUCCACAAGCAGUACCAAACCUGGUUCCAACGGCACGAGGAGCCCAAGACCAUCACAGAGGAAUUCGAACAAGGGACGUAUCGGUUCUUUGAUUACGAGAGUACAUGGAUGAACCGUCGUAAGGCCGAUUUCAAGUUUGUCUACAAGUACCUGGAAGACGAACUAUAA
This is a messenger RNA of Aspergillus nomiae NRRL 13137, 1797 nucleotides long. Its product is annotated as CCR4-NOT transcription complex, subunit 3. Bases 73 to 1797 code for a protein of 574 amino acids. The record is from RefSeq and is a predicted model, not a curated record. The transcript has 4 exons. Gene Ontology annotation, biological process: nuclear-transcribed mRNA poly(A) tail shortening; regulation of DNA-templated transcription. Gene Ontology annotation, cellular component: nucleus; CCR4-NOT core complex; P-body. NCBI's taxonomy places the organism in Eukaryota, Fungi, Ascomycota, Eurotiomycetes, Eurotiales, Aspergillaceae.